AAAAAGUGAGUCUGGUGCAUUGAACAGAACUCAAAAACCAUGGAAGGAUUUCGGUCCUACAUCAUCUGUCUAAUCUUGUUUCUGACCCUAUUUCACAAGUCACACUCUCAACAAGAAUACCUUAACCAAACAGCCUUGAACUGCUCUAUUUCUCCUGGUAUCUCAAAAGGAUAUCUCUGUGAUAUAGGCCAUUUAAGUUCAUGUAACUCCAUUGUCACCUUCAGGUCUCGGACUCCAUACAACACAGCAAUCGACAUAGCCUAUCUCCUUGGUUCAGAAGCCUCUAAAAUUGCUUCACUUAACAGCAUAUCAUCUUUGGUUGACAAGAUUCCUGUCAACAAGUUGAUCAUGGUUCCUGUUUCUUGUCAAUGUUCCGGCAAUAUAUUCCAACAUUUCACUCCUUACACCGCCAUAAAUGGUUCAACUUAUUUCAUGAUAGCUACUGAGAAUUACCAAAGCCUGACCACAUGUCAAGCAUUGAUAGCUCAGAACUACUAUGAUCCCAAGAAUAUUCCAGUCGGAGCUGGCUUGAUAGUUCCGGUGAGAUGUGCUUGCCCAAGCCAAAACCAAACAGCGAGCGGUGUGGUCUCCCUUUUGACAUACACGGUACAGAAUGGUGACACAGCUACCUCCAUUGGCAAGAUGUUCGGGGUGAGUGGACAGAGCAUAUUGGAGGCCAACAUGUUGUCUAAAGGCAGCACAUUCUAUGCUCAUACGCCUAUAUUGGUUCCACUGACAAUGGAGAGUUGCUCAACCCACCCUGAAAUGUUCUUCUGUAACUGUCCAAAUGGUCAUCUUGGAAAUGGAGCCUCUGGUCUGACUUGCAUCUCAGAUGAUCUUGGUAAAAGAUUUCCAGCCAAAUUGGUAGCUUUAUUAGGUGUUGGCAUUGGAUUCGCACUCUUAUGCCUGUCACUAACAGGAUACAAGGUAUAUCAAUAUUUCAAUACAAGGAGAAUAAAAAUCCGCAAGGAGGGGUUUUUCAAGCAAAAUGGUGGCCUUUUGCUUCAAGAAAAAGUCACAUAUAAUGGAAGCCAUGAGAAAGCAAAGCUAUUUACAGAAGAGGAGCUUCAAAGAGCAACCGAUAACUAUAACCAAAGUCGUUUUCUUGGUCAAGGAGGCUAUGGAGCAGUCUAUAAAGGGAUGUUACCUGAUGGUACCAUAGUUGCUGUGAAAAGGUCAAAUGCAAUGGAUGGAAAUCAGAUUCAACAAUUCAUUAACGAAGUCCUCAUUCUAUCACAGAUUAACCAUCGAAACAUAGUAAAACUACUCGGUUGUUGUUUGGAAACUGAGACCCCUUUACUUGUAUACGAGUAUAUCUCUAAUGGGACACUCUUGCAUCACAUCCAAAAGAAACAACAUGAACCAAAGAUUUCCUGGGAGAACAGAUUAAGCAUUGCUUGUGAUGUUGCAGGAGCUUUAUCAUACAUGCACUUUUCAGCUUCAAUGCCUAUUUUUCAUAGGGACAUAAAAUCUUCCAACAUACUUUUGGAUGAAAAGUACAAUGCCAAAGUCUCUGAUUUUGGAACUUCAAGAUCAGUGCCGGAACACAAAACUCACUUGAGCACAGCAGUACAAGGAACUUUCGGGUAUUUUGAUCCAGAGUACUUUCAAUCAAGCCAAUUCACAGACAAAAGUGACGUCUACAGCUUCGGCGUUACACUUGUUGAGCUGUUAACAGGAGAAACUCCAUAUUCUUUUGCGAAAGACAAAGAUAAGAAUCUGGUUUCAACUUUUUUGUCAUUAAGGAAUGAAAAUUCUCUUUCCCAAAUUUUAGAUCCUCAAGUGACAAAAGAUGCACCUAAGAAGGAUGUUGAGGCAAUGGCAGAGCUAGCAAUGAGAUGUUUAAGGUUGAGUGGGAAGAAGAGACCAACAAUGAAACAAGUAUCGAUGGAAUUAGAAGGUCUAAGGGAAAGAAAAAGUAUAGCCAUGGAUUUGGUGGACGAAGAAGAACCUGAAUUUUCCAGAGAUGAAGAAAUGUACUGGUGUAUGAAUACAGCAAGUAGUUAUACCAUACAAGACACUAUACAGGAUCAGAGUACUGAUCAUAUAUCAAUGGUCAAUAUAUAAGUUCUUGCAUUAUAUAUUUCUGCAUAUUGUUGUAUGUGUCAGUGGAGGUUAUGCAAUAUGAUUAUAGCUUACUGGAGAUUGAAUCUCUGACAUUGUACAUGAAUCUUAAAUUAGGAAAUAGAUGGACUUUUUUUUUUGUGAAAAAUUAUUUUAAUUAGUGUAGUUUGUUUGGAUAUGUUUUGUAAAGUUAUUGUUGUUUAUACUUGAUUCAUCAUGAACUUUCUUCCUUGAUUU
Messenger RNA from Humulus lupulus (European hop), 2301 nucleotides. RefSeq names its product wall-associated receptor kinase-like 22. Lineage: Eukaryota; Viridiplantae; Streptophyta; Magnoliopsida; Rosales; Cannabaceae. Gene Ontology annotation, molecular function: protein serine/threonine kinase activity; ATP binding. Gene Ontology annotation, cellular component: plasma membrane. The transcript has 2 exons. The coding region runs from base 40 to 2067 and encodes 675 amino acids. Gene Ontology annotation, biological process: protein phosphorylation; cell surface receptor signaling pathway. The record is from RefSeq and is a predicted model, not a curated record.